Molecule: messenger RNA, 3506 nt
Organism: Physella acuta
Lineage: Eukaryota; Metazoa; Mollusca; Gastropoda; Physidae
Product: solute carrier organic anion transporter family member 4A1
Biological process (GO): sodium-independent organic anion transport; transmembrane transport
Cellular component (GO): basolateral plasma membrane
Molecular function (GO): protein binding
Source: RefSeq, a predicted model, not a curated record
GGAUGUGUCUUCUUAAGGUAAAAGUGUAUUACAUUCUGUGUUGUGGACGUGUCUUCUUAAGAACCCAGCCCGAGGUAUGGCGACAGGUACGACGUAGACCUGGCUUCUAGAAAGCUCAAAGACGGCAUCAGUAAGAUCAUCCACAACUCGCUGGGUCGGGAUUUUAAACUGCCGAGACUAGACAACCCUGAGGACUAUUUUUUUUCUGAUCGCUCACCCGCUUCAAGAGAAGACCCUACGGUCAAGGUUUGCCACCCCGCUCAAUUUGCUCAAUCAGAAGACCUAGAGCUGACCUCACACAAUGAAGACCUAAAUCUGACCUCACACCCAGAAGACCUAAAUCUGACCUCACACUCACGUGAAAGAAACCAUCGAUCGAAUCACAACUUGAAAUACAGCCAUGAAAACAUUCCGGAAACAUCCCCGCCAUUCUCAAAACCUAAUGACACCAGAUCUCUAUUUCUGAACGGCGUUGACAACAUUCACGAUUCAAAUUUGACCCAUUCCCAAAUGGAGCAGCCAGUUGUGUUAGAAAAAUUCAAAAUGAAGAAUGACAAGGAAUUAAAUGGAAGUGAUCGUUACUUGGAUUCUAACAAAAACGGACCAACCAAAGACUUCAUGGAAUUUAAAGAGAGGCUAGAAUCUGGAGGAAUCUCUGAGUAUUCAAAUGGAACCUUGCCCGGGGGUAAGGCAGAGAGCAGUGACACCCAGGGGGACGACGGAGGCCCCUGUGGUUGGGGGAGGUUUAGGAUUGGAUUCUGUCAGAAGUUUCGGGACCCUCGCUGGUUUCUGGUGGUACUCACUUUAUGUGGGGCAUGUCAGGGUAUGGCUGUGAAUGGUUUUGUAAACACUGUGAUCUCCACCAUAGAGAAACGGUUUGAAAUCAGCAGCACGGAGUCCGGGCUGAUAGCCAGUUGUUACGACAUAGUUUUUGUACUGCUAGUCAUCCCAGUGUCUUACUUCGGCGGCCACGGGCACAAACCCAGGUAUUUAGGCAUAAGUAUAUUAAUACUUGGGAUAGGAUCCUUUGUAUUUGCCCUCCCCCACUUCAUAGCCCCGUCUUACAAUGUGGGCAGCACAGAAGAAAACAAAUGCAAACUUGGGGUCAACGUCUCCAGUCCCUGCACGUCGUCUGAAUCAUCUGGUCAGUCUGUCUACAAGUACUUCUUCUUUCUGGGUCAAGGUCUGCAUGGCGCAGGGGCAACAGCACUCUAUACUUUAGGCGUUACUUACCUGGAUGAGAAUGUUCCACAAAGGUCAUCCGCUUUUUAUAAUGGGAUUUUCUACACUGGCGCCAUCAUUGGACCAGCUAUUGGGUACAUGGUUGGGGCUGAGUUCCUCAACAUUUAUACAGAACUCACAGUAGACCCAAAGAGCUUGAGUUUAGAUCCGAACAAUCCCAAAUGGGUUGGAGCUUGGUGGAUUGGUUUCCUGAUCAGUGGAGUGUUUGGGGUCUUGCUGUCUCUUCCACUGCUGGCAUUCCCCUCCACCUUGCCAGGUUCGAAAAAAUAUGCAUUGGAGCGUGGCAAGGAAGCUCAGGUGAUGAAACACGGAGAUGUCACGGGGAGAGACAAGGGCAUCCGAGACAUUUUCCUCUCCAUCAAGCUGCUGCUGACCAACAUUCCAUUCAUGUUUGUCAACAUUGCAGCUGCAGCUGAUGGUGUCUUGGUGGCUGGAUUCUCCACCUUCAUGCCGAAGUUCAUUGAGUACCAGUUCGGUGUGUCAGCAGGGACAGCUGCGCUCUACGUGGGUCUGGCUGUAGUUCCAGCAGGAGGUGGCGCCACCUUUGCUGGCGGUUUCAUCGUCCGACUGUUCAACCUGAAAGUGCGUGGGAUCCUCAGACUGUGCACCGUCAUGUCCUUCAUCCUCUGUGCUCUAGCCUUCUCCCUUCUCAUGGAGUGUGACACCGACCCUUUUGCUGGUGUAACUCUUCCAUAUAAGGAGACCAACUUUAAAAACACAAUAUUUUUAGGGAAGAACUUGACAGACACCUGCAACGCAAACUGUGGCUGUGCUGAGGAAGAAUAUUUCCCCAUUUGUGGGCGGGACAAUAUCAUGUAUUUUUCCCCGUGCUACGCUGGAUGUCAAAAUUUCACAUCAAAAGGUGAUUCUAAACUGUACUACAACUGUAGCUGUGUAAACUACAAUGUGACAGACGCAGAUAGAAACGCGGGUACAACGCACAUGGGACACUUCGGCAAGUGCGAGUACAAGUGCAAGUGGCUGACAGUUUUCAUGGUGCUGUUUGCCGUCAUGAUUGUCUUUGUCUUUAUAACCUCCAUGCCUUCACUGACUGCAACUUUAAGAUGUGUACCAGAUCAUCAAAGGUCAUUUGGUUUAGGGUUACAGUGGAUUGUGGCCAGGUGUUUAGGAUCCAUCCCAGGGCCAAUUUUAUUUGGCAAGAUGUUUGAUCUGGCAUGCCUAGUCUGGCAGAAACGUUGCGAUGGAGAAGGGUCGUGUUUCUUCUACGACAACCACGACAUGAGCAUCAACCUCAUGGUGUUGGCCAUUGUCUUCUCCUUCAUAGCAGCUCUGGCAUUUUUGUUAGCUCUGUGUUUUUACAGGGUACAAGAAGACGAUGGUACUGAAAUAAAAAUGACAGAAAAUGGUGAAGAAAUCAGAGUGUGCUCAAGUGAGACAAAUUCUUCCGUACAUUUUGACAAAAACAGAUCAGCUGUUGAUAUCAGUGAUAUUAAACUUAAAGAAAAUCUCUCCGAGGAUAUUAUACCAAAUAAGUCUUCAUCAAAUCAUGUAAGCAAUGGAAGGACGUGAUUGGCUGUUACAUUAUGCGAUAAAAUGUUGGAUUGGAUUUAUUUAUGAUAGUGUCUUACUGGCAUUGCACCCAUCCAUGGUUGUUGAUAUACCUGUAUCUAUUUAUAUAUAUUUUCUUUGCACAUUUUAAUUGAUAAAUGUUUUUAUUUUCAAACUGAAGUUAAUUUUAUUGUGAAUAGUUAAAUUUUAUUCCAGUGUUUGCCAGCAUCUUGGCGCUAUAAUUUUAUUUAUUCCACUGUGAAAAAGGAAUUUUAAAUUUUUUAUUAAAGAAAGUGUUUUGAGUGCUGAUUGGUUGAAUUACUCUACCAUCAAAUAAGGUGCCUUUUGAUUGGUUGAAUGACACUAGUGAAAAAUCUGUGUAGUGAAAAAUCUGUGGUUUAAAAACUGUUUUUUUUGUUAUAAAUGUGUAUUUGUGUGAUGUUUAUUAAUUAAUGCUGCAUUUAGACAAUCACAUUAUGAAUAUUACUUUUUAUUUUAGACUGUUUUUACUAUAGUCAUUUUUUUUAAAAAUAAAAUUGUUGGUGGUUGUUCCAUGUAUGUGAUUGGUAUCAGUUCUCAAAAUAGCAGAAACAAGUCUUCAGAAUGUCUAAAUUCUGAAACAACUAUAGGCCCAUAUAUUAUCAUCUCAGAACCAAGCUCCAAUUUUUGUUUUGUAGAUUGAUAUACUUUUCAAAGAUUUUUCUCUCACCAAUAUAGCACAACUUUUCCAUUUCACAAAGUGCUUAAUAAAGAAA